UAUAAAAUAUUUCAUGAUUUGUUAAUUAACAUCAUUAAGCAAAGAUGGCCCUAUGGUAUGCCAUCUGGGAGCUAUCACGUAAUAACCGUUUGUAUUUUCCCCCCUUUAUAACUAUGUUAUCGUUUUAUAGAAUUGGAUAAACCUUAUUUUAGUGAUUUUUACUCAUUUUAUUAUGUGCAAUCAACUAAAUCAACAACUAAAACCAAACUAUUAAUUAGGUACGUGAAAUCGGCUUUAACCAUUUUGGGAUACACUAGGUGAAGUGAAAUCGUUGGCGAUAAAUUGCUUUCAAGCGUUAUGGAUUUAGUAUUUUAAUAAUAUUGAUUGAUAAGUAUUAUAUAGUUUAGAAAGACAUUAUUCGCAAUAAGUUAGCUGUUAAUUAUAAAUAAAAUUGCUUUUGAUAUCAGGCGUUAUGGAGUUAGUAUUUGAAUAACAAUGAAUGAUAGGUAAUAGUUUGGAAAGUUAUUGUUCGCAAUAAGUUAGCUGUAUCUAAACUCAUAUAUGAAAGUCAUUCUAUUGAAAGUGUUCAGUAGUGUGGAGAUUAUAUAAUGGGCUUGACUCUAGAUUGUCAAACGCCGUUGAUUUUGUUUUGUCAUCUCUGUAGAAAAACGAAUAUUCAUAAAAAAAGAAAAUGUCAAAAUAGAUUGCGUUAUUCGAAUUGAAAUACAAUAAAAUUUAACCGCUACUUAAAUGGACGAACGACUACAACAAGUAUUUCAUCUGCGGCCUUUGCAGGAAGAAACCAUUGCUUACCGCAAUAAUAUGAAACUUUACCGCACACUAAUGAAACAGACAUGCAAGGCGGAACUUGAGAACUUUGUAAAAGUAGAAAUGAAUAUUGCGGAUAAAGAAUUAAAAAUGCCUGAUCCAAAAACUGUACCACCAGUUUUAACCGAAAAUGAGGAUUUAACACCAAAGAUAGAUGCACUAGUGGAAGACAUAAGAACAACUUCGAUUGGAUUAGAUCUGCUAUAGCUUAUAUUUAUGUCAUCCGAUUCGAUUUGCGAAAAAUUUUAUUGAGACAUCUAUAGGUCAUCUGCAAGCACUCGAAGGAUGGCUGCAAAGUCUACAUAAAAAUAAAAAUUUUAAUAGAAUUAAAACUACACAUAAAAAAUUACAUUAAAAAGUGUAACUAUCGGCUUCUUCUGGAAAAGGCUUCCCUUUGUUCGAAUUAUUAGUAUAUAAUGUACAUCCAGCUAAAAUAAAAAUAACUAAAUUAGUUCUACUGGAAAACAAGUAAUUUGUUUACAUA
Bactrocera oleae (olive fruit fly) is the source of this 1252-nucleotide messenger RNA. RefSeq names its product kinetochore Mis12-Ndc80 network component 2 (gene Kmn2). The record is from RefSeq and is a predicted model, not a curated record. Lineage: Eukaryota; Metazoa; Arthropoda; Insecta; Diptera; Tephritidae.